AUAAAAGAUUUCAAUUUUUUCUUCAUUAUGUAAUGUACCUAGGUUAGCAGUGUUAAAAAUACAAAGGCCUUAUUUAGAUAAAGAAAAUACCUUUGAUAUCUUAGUACUACGGCAUAAUCUGAUAUGUUAACAUUAUUUCCCUAUUGCUAUAUUAUUAUAUUACUAUCCAUUUCUGGUCACUUCAAAAAAUAUACAGAGAUAACAGAAUUGUUAUAUUGUACCGUAAUUAUUAUUGUAGUGGGUCGGAGAACCAGACUUGAGGAUAAAAAUGUCUGGAAGAAUGGUUAUGGUCUACCUGAUGUGUAGAGAACUAUCAACUGACGUUUCCCCAAGUACCAUUCAGCAACUCUUCACACCUUGCGUUGCUUUUCGAAUAGUUGGAUCUCCUUCAAAGUUUCAGAGCAAUGUUACAGAAGUUGCUUUUAUUCCCGAGGCUCAUUCUAAACAAGAAAGUACCAGUGGAGAUUCUCUGAGUGUUUCGGAAUAUGUUGCUAUUGGUAUAUCAUCAGUACUUCUUGGACUAAUCUACGUAGCUUCUGUAUUUCUGUACCUCCAUCUAAAGAAAAAAAGUUCAUCUAAAUCCUCCAAUCACUCUCGAAGUGACACUAUAGGAGCCAUGGAAGAAGGAAUAGUUAAAAACAAUCCUUUACUCUCUAUAACACAUCAUUUUGGUCCAUCUGAGAAUGCUUACAGCGACAGUACAAGCUCCGACAAUGAUGUUACACCAGAUCUCAUACAACAUCACGAUACUCAGAUUACAUCAGCUAUAAUUCACUCUCAAAAGAAAUCCCGAUACGAUUAUUCCAAAUCUUAUUCUUCUUCUUCAGAAAGCAGUUAUCAAGAUUCUUCUAGUUUUGAACGUCUUCCUGAAGAAGACGUUUCGAUAGUAGAAACGUUAGAUGAAAGAUCGGAGAGUACAAGAAGUUUAUCUGGAACCGUUAGGAAGAAAUUGUACUUUAAUCCGGCUUAUUUUGAACCACAUUUAUUAAUAGCUCCACCUCCAGCAGCUUUGGAAUUCCUAUCAAAAAUUCGAGAGGUUAUUGCUAUAGCCAAGCAAAAAAUGUCCGCCAAACGUUUUCAACCAUCUUUGCUUAAUAUACCAGAAGAAGAAUCUCAAUAUUCUCUUGACCCAAGUUUCGAUUUUACUCGACCUUCAAGCAGAAUGAGUAGGAAGGGUAGUUUGAUAAAUUUAAAGCGGGAAAACAGCAGAAGGAAAAGCUGUACUGGUUGUCCAGGUUGUGAACCUGAUUAUAUGCGAGGCAAAUUGACGGAGCUUCCUAUACUUCCUGCCUGUCAAAACUGUAGCACAAAUACAGAGAGCAAACAACGGAGCAUCAGAAAAUGGCUAGAAGACGUACCUGUUCCGAGACUUGAUCAAAACAGUAAUGUUAUUGAGCCAAAAAUGAUACGCAGUCCCAAAAGGUUACGUUCACCAGCUAGGUCUUUACCAACGGAAAGUAUCUCAUCAGACAGAGCUCUAUCACCGCGCCCUGCUUCAGAAACUGCUUUAUCAAACAAGAAACCAGUUAGACAAGCAAAACGUAAAGAGAAGGUGAUCAAGAAGCCCAAACAACCUCCACCACCUGCACCACCACAAAUGAAAAGGGCACAAGAAAGAUAUUAUGAUAUGGUUCCGGUAGAGAAGGAAAAGGAGCCUCAACUUCCACCUCCGGAUAUGAUACAAGAAGCUAUCGUCAUGGAGAAAGCUGAAGAAACAAGAAUUCCUACUUUAACGAAAAAGCAGAUGAAUGCAGUCAUAAACGAGUUGACAGUACAUAAACACAUGCUACAAGCAGCUAAUAGGGUUUUGGCAAAGAAAAUUAGUACUGGAUAUGACACAGAUAGCUUAGAAAGAAAUAAUCACAAAGGGUAUUCAACUCCUUCAGAAUAUGCUGAAGUUUCCUCUUCUCAACCUAGUCCAAGUCUAAGUACUGCUCUACCAGUGGAUGAAGAAAUUACAAUGCAGAACGCCAUACUUAAUAAAAAUACUGGCAAUAUGACGUUGUCAAAACUAAAUAUGGAUUUCCUAAACGAAGAUGAUCAUGAUUACGAAUUGGUCGUGAUGAAACGUGGUACUAUGCUUAAUGGAGACUUGUAUAAAUUUCCUGAAUUGCUCCAGAAUAAUAAUGGCUACAGCUUGGUCAGCGAGGUGUAUGUUAACAAUGGAUACAACUACGGUAGUAAUCCUUCCACGGCGACAAACUCCAAUUCUUCAACCUUGGAAAAAAGAGCUUUGAAGAUUAGGUAUGAUGGUGGUAGUGAAAAGCCAGGAAAAUUGCUUAUAGAAGUAGAAGACUGUUUGGACCAUUAUAUUCCAAUAAACGAUUCUGAUGAGUUCGAACCUGAUACUUUAGACCGUCCGAAUAAGCAUGCAGAUAAGAAAACCCUUUGUCAUGAGGAUUCUUUGGAGAGACCUAAUCAAAUCCUACUCAAAACUAACGGCAGUUUUAUAUGCGAGAUAAACAAUGUAAAUAUGGAUGAUUCCGAGAAGAGUAAUUUUAAAAGAGAGUUUGGAAGUUUGAGGGAGAUGUUUGAGGAGAAAAGAAAGCAAGCCAGGGAACAUGAGCAGUUUCACUUGGAUUCUGGUGAUACGGAUAGUGAAGGGAGACUUCUAACUUUAGAAGAAAGACACUUAAAAAGACAGAGAAUUAAAACAACAUCGUCAGGACCCACAGUUCAACCCGAUGUUAUUCCUCCUCCUCCUCACGAUGGUUCUCCUAUAUAUCAGCGUCCAAAACCUCCAAGAAAAGUGAUAAAUGCAGGAACUAAAGAGAAUCCUUCAGGAAAACCUCCAACUCUUCCAAAAAACUUCAUCGACAGGAGUGCCGACUUCAAGAAUAAGAUGCACAUCGCUCAGGUUGACACUCCUGAUACUGACGUCGAGUACAAACUUUGCGUUCUUCAGAAAUCGAAAACUGGCAACAUUACUGAUUUGAUCCAAACGGAAGAUAUAAUUUUGAAGAAGAACCACCAAGACCAGUUCGUUUUACAUUCAAAAAUAAACCAUUCGGGCUAUCAGGUGCCUUUGAAAUUGUCUAAGUUUCCUAAAGAUAAGUACGGGUCUUUGGAGGUCUUCUUGAACAAAAAGAACCAAAAGAAAUCGUGGAAAGGUACGAUGAAACCUGAUGAUUCCGGAUACUUAAGUACAGAUUCUAGUGAGUAUAAAAUAAAGAAGUCAAUGGAAAGGAGAUCUUCGUUGGAGCUGAAUGGUAGCGAAACUGAUGAGAGUCUGGGCGAUGGUCACAGUGAAUCAGGAGCUGAAAGUGUAGAAACACAUUCUGUUUGGUUUUCCAGGAUAUCAGAUAGAAAUUAUUCGGUUUCUAUGGACAGUGGAGUGAUAAAUGUCGAUGAUGGAAACAAUACAAGUGAUUCGGAGACGGUAAGCUACACGACGGUAGUUCCUGUGUCUUCCAACAGUAGUUCGUUGAUACUUAAGUAAAUUUAACAAAUUACUACAUGAUAAUGUAGUAAAAUAAUAUCUAUCUAUAGAUCAUACCAAAUAAACUUUAAGUCACGUGAUUAACCUUGACUGACACAGCGUUGCCCACUUUUACAUAUUUUCUUUAAUCAAAAUAUUUUAGGAAACAA
Sitophilus oryzae (rice weevil) is the source of this 3588-nucleotide messenger RNA. RefSeq lists its product as uncharacterized. Gene Ontology annotation, biological process: imaginal disc-derived wing hair organization. Gene Ontology annotation, cellular component: cell cortex. The record is from RefSeq and is a predicted model, not a curated record. NCBI's taxonomy places the organism in Eukaryota, Metazoa, Arthropoda, Insecta, Coleoptera, Curculionidae.